Molecule: messenger RNA, 1389 nt
Organism: Phalaenopsis equestris
Lineage: Eukaryota; Viridiplantae; Streptophyta; Magnoliopsida; Asparagales; Orchidaceae
Product: translation initiation factor IF-2-like
Exons: 8
Coding region: 144-1028 (294 amino acids)
Molecular function (GO): RNA binding
Source: RefSeq, a predicted model, not a curated record
GUUUUAGCGCAUACUUUCACGGCUUGGCUUCCUCUCCCAUUUAGGGUUUUAGAGCGGCCUCGUCCUCCUGGGCUAUACCCCUCUUCCAAUCAAGCUUCACAACCAUCGAUUCCCUUAAAUCGAAGACCUAGCGCUCUGUUACCAUGGACCGUUACCAGAGAGUCGAGAAGCCGAGGCCCGAAUCCGCCAUUAACGAGAACGAGAUCCGGAUCACCACCCAGGGCCUCAUUCGCAACUACAUCAGCUAUGCCACCAGCCUUCUUCAGGAAAAACAUUUGAGAGAAAUUGUGUUGAAGGCAAUGGGACAGGCAAUAAGCAAAGCUGUAGCGAUUGCUGAGAUUUUAAAGAAGAGGAUUCCUGGAUUGCACCAAGAUACUAGUAUUAGCUCUGUCAGUAUUACUGAUGUUUGGGAACCAAUUGAGGAGGGCCUUGUUCCAUUGGAAAUGACUAGGCAUGUCUCAAUGAUUUCAGUUUCUCUUUCAACCAGGCAGUUGAACAAGAAUUCUCCUGGGUACCAGCCUCCCUUGCAUGUAGAACAGCCAAAACAACAACAGAAAUAUCAGCAACCUCAAUAUUUUCAUCAACAGCAGCAACCAAGACAACCACCAGCUCAAUUUAUUGAUGAUUCAUAUGCUCGAGGACGUGGUCGAGGUAGAGGAAGAGGAAGGGGUUGGGGAAGAGGUGGAUAUGGUGGAUAUGGAGGAUAUGGAGGACAUGGUGGAUAUGCAAACAAUCAGGGAUAUUCAAAUAACCAAGGCUAUGCAAACAAUCAAGGCUAUGCCAACAACCAAGGAUAUGCAAACAAUCAAGGCUAUGCAAACAAUCAAGGCUAUGCCAACAACCAAGGUUAUCCAAAUCACCAAGAAAAUGGUGGCUGGAAUAAUAAUUGGGGUCGCGGUGGUGGCCGUGGAAGAGGAGGCUGGGAUUAUCGUGGCACUGGAUAUGAACGAGGCAGGGGAGGCGGUGCGAGAGGCUAUGUUCGUGGCCGAGGCAGGGUGGGUGGCCGUGGGAGGGGAGUUUAUGCCUAGCAAUAUAGAGUAUCUCUAGUUUGGGCUUCAAAAAAAGAAAAAAAAAAGAAAAAAGAGGUGAUCUAAGAACUUUCUUGCAUCAUAUUUGAGAUAUUGCGCUAUCGUUUGCUAAGGUUUUCUUGCUAAGGGUGAUGAUUUUAUUUCCAGUCUUAAUUGCAGAAUAUUAAGCCCCUGUUUGCUCUUAUAUUUGUCUCCAUGGGUUUGGAAAGCAUUAAAAGCAUAUGUAAUGGGUUUGAUCUUUAUCCCCCAUCACCUUUUAUUAGUUUUUCCCUCCCUUGCCUGUAUCUAGUGUCAAUUCCAUAUGUGUAUACUGCUAGAAUUUUAAUGUUUUAACUGCCGUGCUUUAUUUGUUGAUUGUUUA